AUGUCUACUAUAGCGUCUCCUCGCGAGCCCCCGCGGCGCACUCCGACGAACUCCAAUCGGCCAUCCUUCGAAACCUCACGUUCGGCUCUCGCCUCUCCUGUCCUUACACAAGGGCCUACGAAUCCUCCACCCCCUCAGCAACAACAGCGCAAAACUUCAUCCAACCGCGCAGCUCUGAGGGAAUAUUACAAUCUUCGCGCUGCGGCCCCGCGCAUAGAGAUCCCCGACUCUGAAGUCCCAGCUACGGAGAUUGAUGCCCCUGACUUCAAUGCCGAGGAAUAUGUCGCCAAGGUCAUCAAUAAGAGCAGUCUGGAGGAGCUCAUGAAAUUGUACACAAGUGUUGUGGGAGAAGUGCGCGCUUUGGAUGCGGAAAAGAAGGCCUUGGUAUACGACAACUAUAGUAAGCUGAUCACAGCGACUGAGACGAUUCGCAAGAUGAGAGCGAACAUGGACCCCUUGAAUCCUAUGGCCUCAACUCUCGACCCAGCCAUUGCACAAAUCUACAGCCAAGCGUCUUCUAUUCGAGAUGCGCUCCGUGAGACGGUCCCUGCGCCAGAUUCCGAGGAAGGCAUAAAGCGAGAAGCCGCAGCUAGACAACAACGGACAAGAGAACUAGCAGCCCAAGUUCUAGCGGUCCCUGGACGACUUGGUGCGCUGGUCGGCGAGGGAAAGAUUGCACAAGCGCGGAAGGAAUGGGCAAUGCCGCGAAAACUACUAGAAUCUUGGAAAGAGAAAGGUAUUGGAGGAAGCGAUGUUGAAGAGUGCAUCAAAGAGGGCGACGAGGCGCUAGGACAGGCCGACAGUAAGAGUAGUGCCUCAAGCCCCAGGAUAUCAAGGGAUGAGCGGUUAUCAAGAGAUAGCCGGGCAUCAAAAGACGGGCGGUAA
Messenger RNA from Fusarium coffeatum, 885 nucleotides. RefSeq lists its product as uncharacterized. The record is from RefSeq and is a predicted model, not a curated record. Lineage: Eukaryota; Fungi; Ascomycota; Sordariomycetes; Hypocreales; Nectriaceae. Gene Ontology annotation, cellular component: membrane; GARP complex; EARP complex. The transcript has 2 exons. Bases 1 to 885 code for a protein of 294 amino acids. Gene Ontology annotation, biological process: retrograde transport, endosome to Golgi; endocytic recycling; lysosomal transport.